GGCUGUGUAUCCGUGUUUCUGUUCGCUCACAGCGGUUAGACGAGCUGACGCUGCUCCAGUUCGGACGGUUCUUUAACGGCUCUGUACAGACCGGAAGUCCCGCCGUCGUCCAUCAGGAGGGCUGUUAUCGUGGUGCUGAGGUGUCGUCGCGUUGACGCUGGACCGACACCGGACCAGUGGACCGACGCCGGGCCAGUGCUAACAUCAGUUAGCUCCUCCAUCUCUGCGCCUUCAUCCUCGUCCUCUUCCUCCGUGUUUCCAGCGGCUAACCCGCGGAGCAGCACCCCGGCAGCCAUGGUAGGAGGACGGGCAGCUGUCGGGCUCUGGGUCGUCCUGGUGCUGGUUCAGCACUGCGGAGCCUUUAAUCUGGACGUGGAUUCUCCGUCCGUCUACUCCGGACCGCAGGGCAGCUACUUCGGCUUCUCUGUGGACUUCUUCAAACCGUCCAACAACCAAAAGUCAGACGUUCUGGUUGGAGCUCCUCGGGCGAACUCGUCGUCGUCAGGUGGAGGUGUGGUGGAGAGAGGAGCGGUGUAUAGUUGUCCCUGGAGUAGGUCCUCAUCCUGUCAGCAGCUGCAGUUUGACAGCUCAGGUGACAGGGUGAAUGAUGCAGGAGCUCAGAUGGAGUUUAAAUCCAAACAGUGGUUCGGUGCUUCAGUCAGAUCUGAUGGAGAACACAUCCUGGCAUGUGCUCCUCUGUACCAGUGGUCAACAUUCGGUGUGUCAGAGAGAGAACCUGUCGGAACCUGUUUCCUCAUGAAAGGAGGGACGGUGGUCGAGUACUCGCCCUGCAGAUCCAAUGCAAACUCACCUGAGGGACAGGGAUUCUGUCAGGCAGGAUUCAGUGCUGACUUUCUCAAGAAGAACAACAGAGUGGUGGUGGGAGGACCAGGCAGCUUCUACUGGCAGGGUCAGCUGAUCUCAGAUGACGUGUCGGAGAUCUUUGACCGUGGGGGCCGAGGCUUCAUCACGCCGUACGGAAACACGCAGGCCACAAAGUCUGCCAGCGCUCAGUAUGACGACAGUUACCUUGGAUACUCUGUCACAGUCGGAGACUUCAACGAUGAUGGAGUGGAAGAUUAUGUUACUGGAGUUCCUCGAGGGCAGAAAGCAUUGGGCUAUGUGAACAUCUUUAACGGCCACAACAUGGACUCCAUGGUGAACUUCACAGGAACUCAGAUGGCUGCCUACUUCGGCCAUUCAGUUGCUGCCUCUGAUGUCAAUAAUGACGGUGUGGUGGAUCUGCUGGUUGGAGCCCCUCUCUUCAUGGACAGAGGCUCAGAUGGAAAACUUAAGGAGGUGGGACAGGUGUCAGUGCACCUUGGUCGUGGUGGGUUCUCCUUCCACCCUGCUCAGGUGCUCACAGGCUCGGAGAAGUACGCCAGGUAUGGCUCAGCCAUCGCCAUACUGGGAGACCUGGACAGGGAUGGAUUCAAUGAUGUGGCCAUCUCUGCUCCGUAUGGUGGCCCUGACCAUCAUGGUCUGGUCUACAUCCAUAAUGGCCGCCCUCAGGGGCCGGACCCCUCACCUUCACAGGUCCUACAGGGUAAAUGGGCUUCGAGCUACAUGCCUGCUAGCUUUGGAUACUCUAUGACUGGAAACACUGACAUCGACCAGAAUGGAUACCCAGAUUUAAUAGUGGGAGUGUUUGGAGCAGACAAAGCUGUUUUAUACAGAGCUCGUCCUGUGGUCAGUGUGAAUGCCACAUUAGACAUCACUCCUCAGAUCAUUAACCCGGAGGAGAAGGCCUGCUCAGUUCCUGGAACCAGCAAUAUGGUGUCCUGUUUUAAGGUGAAAUAUUGUCUGAAGGCCAGCGGACCUGGAGCCCCUCAGACCCUCAGUUUCCGUGUGGACCUUGUGUUGGACCGCCUGAAGCAGAAGGAGGCGACUAAGCGCGUCCUCUUCCUGCACGGUCGGACCUUUCAGUACUCCAAGAACAUGAUGGUGACGAACGGGAAGACACCGGCCUGCGAGGAGCAGGAAGUCUUCCUGAGGGAUGAGUUUCGAGAUAAGAUCACACCGAUCUCCGUGGUGAUGGAGUACAGUCUGGACUAUAAGCUGGCUGCAGAUCAGACCGGACUGCAGCCCAUCGUCGACAUGUCCGCCCCCUCCAAUGUCACCAAACAGGCUCACAUCCUGUUGGACUGUGGAGAUGACAACAUCUGUAAACCUGACCUGAGGCUGUCGGUGAAGAGCAACCACCAGCAGAUCUACAUUGGAGACGACAACGCUCUGACUCUGGAGAUCAGUGCAGAGAAUCAGGGCGAGGGAGCAUACGAGACGGAGCUGCACGUCUACCCGCCACAGCAGGCCGACUUCACCGGCGUCGGAGCUGUGCACAGCCAGACUCUCAACAGGUUAUCCUGCUUCUACAAGAAGGAGAACCAGACCAAGGUGGUGGUGUGUGACCUGGGGAACCCCAUGAAAGGAGGAACAAAGGUGGUGGCAGAGUUGCGGUUCAGUGUUCACCAGCUAUCAGAGGAGGACACGUCAGUAAAGUUUGACCUGCAGAUUGUCAGCUCUAAUCAGUUCAACAACACCAGUCCACGAAUCUCCAGUGUCACCAAACUGGCUGUCCUUGCUACAGUCUCCAUAAGAGGGACGUCCUCUCCUGGUCAGGUUCUUCUUCCCAUCGCUAACUGGAAACCUAAAGAGCCUCCUGUGGUGGGAGAUGACAUUGGACCACAGAUAGUUCAUGUCUACGAGCUGCUGAACAAUGGUCCCAGUACAUUCAGUAAAGCCUCUCUGGAGGUCGAGUGGCCGUACCAGUUCAAGAACGGCUCGCUGCUCUACAUCACCAGCUACGAGACUGAAGGACCAAUCAACUGCACCACUGACAUGGAGAUCAACCCCCUGAACGUCUCUAACCCACUCUCCUCGGGGAAGAACACCAGCAGCGGGGUUCCACCCAGAGAACGAGAGACAGAGGGACGGAAUAGAAACCACAUCCGCAAGAGAGACCUGGAAUCCAGAGACACACAGAGCGACCUGCAGACUCUGGACUGCUCUACGGCGGAGUGUCUGAGGCUCAGGUGUCAGGUGGGUCGUCUGGAGAGGAGAAAGAACGCCAUCCUCUUCAUCUACUCCCGCCUGGCUGUCAACAACUUCCUCAGGACUGAGAAUCAGAACCGAUCAUAUGCGGUCCGAUCCACAGCCUCCUUCACUGUCAUCGAGAUGCCUUACAAGAACCUGGAGCCAGAACUACCGUCCAACAGUACCACUGUGAGUGUGUCGGUGGUGUGGGUGGCUGAGGUUCCUAUGCCGGUCCCUGGGUGGGUCGUGGCUCUGGCCGUUCUGGCUGGACUGCUGCUGCUGGCUCUGCUCAUCUUCAUCAUGUACAAGUUGGGUUUCUUUAAGAGAGUGCGCCCCCCACAGGAGGACUGCACUGAGAAGGAGCAGCUGCAGCCAGAGGAGAAUGGCAACGCUGAUGCCUAGAGGAGGAGGAGGAGGAGGAGGAGGAAGAGGAGGAGGAGGUCCCCCCUCUCUAUGAUCAGAGAACUUCAGGGUAAAAUGUCGGACGGGAGAGUUUCACUGUAUCACUGUAUCACUCCGAUAGAGGUUCUGCUUGAGGUUUUAAUGAGGUUUUUAUGAAUCAUUUUGUGUUUGUGCCAAAAGAGAAACUCCACCAGACAACAGCGGUCACACAGUUAAAGGACAAGUUCAACAUUUAUUAGCUUUGUUACUCGUCACAUGUUCAGACUCUCAGGUUAGCCUAGCUUAGCAUCAAGACAGCAGCUGUAACAGUUCUGAUGAACCCGUCUGUUUAAUGAGUGUGGACAUCACAGUGCAGAACCAUCAGCUGACUGGUUCAUAGAGGGUAAUGUUGACCCUCGUUACCCUGCAGACAAAUGACAUCUGCAGUGGGUUAAUCCAUGAGCCAAUCAGUGACUUCAGAGCAGCUGGUUGGCUGUUUUUGAACAGAACUGGGUAAAUGUUGAACUUCUUUAACAAAAUGACCAGGAACGCUUCAUGGGUCAGAAAUCUGAUCAUCUGUGUUUGUUCCAACAUGUUUGGCCUGAGAUUUAAUUUGCACAUUUUCUGUCUGGACCCACAAAAGAUCUGUGGGUGUGUGUUGCCCAGAAGUCCAGAACUGCUGAUGAAUUCAAGUUAUUGUAUAACCUGCCCUGAUCAAUAACACUGAGGCUGCGCAAAACCCAGAGCUGUGGCUCCUCUCCAUUAGCUUCCACAAAGUGCUGACUCAUCUUCCCAUGAUUAGAAUCAGAAUUUCUUUAUUUGCCCCCCAAACAAAUGACAGUAAGACAUUCAGUACUGAUAACAAUAAAAACAGACAGAACCACUGAAGGAGAGAACAGGCCAACUUCUUCAAAUAAACUAUGGGAAUAAAAUCACUGCUAGCUGAGUGUCAUUGAGGAUAAAGCUGUUAAAAGUGAAUUUAUGAAGCAAAGGAUCGUGGGUACAUGAUGUCCUCGGUGAUGGCAAUAUGAAAUAUGUCAUCAGCAAUGAGUGACCUGAGAUCAGCUGUCUGUUGUUUCUGAUACAGGUGGUUCAGUUUGUAGUGAGAAGGAGGAUGAGGAGGAGUGUUGCAGUAAUAGAUUACUCUGAUGUAUUCACUUUUUUCCUGCUGUGUGUGUGUGUGUGUGGGAGCUGUUUCUUCGGGGUGUUUUCACUGUUUGUUGAUAUUUGUUGCAUCAGAGCGUCUGUCUCAUUUCAAUCAUAUGUCUACAAUCAAACAAACUUUAUUCACAUUUGAUGUUUGUUUGAAAAUCAAUGCAGCGAUGAGUUUAUGAUUUGCUCUGUAAAACUGACUGCUGGUUAAGCCCCUCCCCUGAGGACUGAUGUCCAAUCAGAGCGAGGCAGGUCUGUCACUGUUACAGCAGUUUGCAUCUGCUGUAGUGGAAAUUGAUGUCAUUAGCAUGUCUGCUAGCAUUCUGACUACCUAUAGUGCAACUGAGCAUUACCUCCAAGGCUAAGAGUUAGCAUAGCAUAAGCCAACAACUCAAGUUUGUUGGGUUACAACAACAACAUUCGCUGUGUAGUUUUGCUCACCAUGUAGAGGAGAUGCUAUCAAAGUUAACACUAACAUCAGCAGCUCUGUUCCGAUCCUGAUCAGCUCCCGAUAGCAAAGACAGACUGCAAUAACCUCCUCUAUUAGCAAAAUACCAUGUAGCCAUCAAAUAAGUUAAGUUAGCAUGAUGCAGUUAGUGGAAUAUUUCAUGCAAAUAUACCUUUUUUUUUUUUUUUUUUUAAUUAUUUUCCAGGAAAUUAAGAACUGAAAUAUUAUUAAAUACCAAUAAGAUGAUUCUUGUUCCAUUGUUGGACCUGACACUGGCCUGAAGGUGAGACAGGUGACACCUUCCAACUUAAAACCACUCAGCUGUUAACAUCAGCUGGAGAACUGAUUGAGCUAACAUUAGUAUAGCGACUCCAAACAAAAGACGAAGUCACUGAGAGGCAGAGUGGGGGCGCAUUGCACUGGUGACUAGCUACACAACCAAGGAAGCCUCUUCCAUGUUGGCGAUUGCAUCCAUAUUUAUUUUCCAAACAGCGUAGCCCACAAAACGAUUAGCAUUAGCAUUGUAGCUACACUGAUGAACCUGGUUGUAACAGGAUGGAUCAUUGUUUUAGGAUUCUGAUGAUCAAAUCUGUCUAUGAAUUUAAACUGUGUGAGAGCAAAGAGAUUAACAGACAUAGCAACAGAAACUAAGGGGGCGGGGCUUAGUAAGCAGUUUUAGUUCCAGUUAUAUUUUUCCUUCCCUGCACUGAUGCUCAUCUACUCCUCUGCUUGUUUGAUUUAUUAUAGCGUUAUUUUCCUCAGAUUUCAGAUCGCGUCUGGCAGCUUCAUCUGAAAGCAGCUCGCUAUUUUCUGUGUGUGCAUUUAUGUGUGUGUGUGUGUGUGUGUGUGUGCAUGCUUCUGAAUAUAUAAACAAACAACAGAAAGUUCCUACAGAAUGAAUUCACCCAUAUUGGGUUUUCAUCAUGAAUUAAUAUUGAUAGUUUUAAAGAUAUAAUAAUCAAGUUAAGAGUAACACCACAGGAACUAUAAACCAUUUUGUUGUAUUAUCCUCUGCUGCCACUAGAGGUCACUGCUGCGCCACCAAACUGUUACUGACUCCUGCUGUCAUCACAGAUUUACUCCACAUAUAAACUGUGUUACUAGUCUGAUGUCGCACUUCUGGAGGAAACUUUACUCUUCUGACUGCGAUGUCACACCUUCAGUCACUUCCUGUUGACCACAGUGUGAACAGGGUGCAGACCAGUGAGACGGGAUCUCAUUAAUAGCUUGUUAAGAAGUCAUUAGCAUGUGUGAGUCUCUGAUGGGACAAGAUGGACAUUUCCACCUGACUGAGCUGCUUCACUGCACUUUUAAACGUGUUUAAACUGAACUAAUAUAAAUUGUUACUUCACUUUAAAUUCAGUUGAAAAUAUUCACAGAAGCUCUCAGGACAAAAGUUCUGCAUUAAAUAUAAACAGAAAUAUUAAAUUAUUGUUCAAUAUUAUAAUUAUAAUCCUUGUUGAAUUACAUAGAACAGAAUCAGAGCUUAAAAUCAAAGAAGUUAAUCACCUGUCUGUGUGUCUGUCUUUCUCUCUGUCUAACUGUCUCUUUCUCUCUAACAUGAGACAAUAUGUAUUUUUGAUGUAUGUAUUCUUUCACCUGGGGAAUAAAAUUAACUUUUUUCAUAAAGAGAUGAUUUCGCCUUUAAAAUAAACUAACCUGUUCACAUUGUAAA
Molecule: messenger RNA, 6689 nt
Organism: Acanthopagrus latus (yellowfin seabream)
Lineage: Eukaryota; Metazoa; Chordata; Actinopteri; Spariformes; Sparidae
Gene: itgav
Product: integrin, alpha V
Exons: 32
Coding region: 295-3435 (1046 amino acids)
Biological process (GO): integrin-mediated signaling pathway; cell-cell adhesion; cell-matrix adhesion
Cellular component (GO): external side of plasma membrane; integrin complex
Molecular function (GO): integrin binding
Source: RefSeq, a predicted model, not a curated record